AUGGAUAUGGUGCAACAUUAUACAGAUAAGAGAGAACAAUCUGACCGGGCCCUAGAGGAAUAUAAGAUGAAAUGUAGAUUAUUAGAAUGUGAAAUUGCCAAUCACCAAAAGACUCUCGAUGUAUACCGUACCGAUUAUGACCAAUUAAAAGAAAUGAUCGAAACAGAAGAGCUCUAUCAUCGAAAACACCAAGCAAAUAAGCAGAUGUUCGAUAACCUCACCGAUAAACAAUCAUUUGAUGAGUUUGGUUCAAAUAUUCGUGGAACCAAUACAAUGGAUCAUUUUACCAUAAAUACUUCAACUACUACUGUGACCAGGUCCCCGAACAUUAGAAAACUCUUUAUGAAAUCCCGGUUUUGUGGAGAGUUUUUUGUACCAGUUUACAAAGAGCAAUUGGAGUACAUCAAUACGAAGAGUCAAUCCACAUCAACAUCCCUAAAUCCACAUCCAACAGUGAUGCCACCCCAAAGAAAAGAGGCAGACCUCCAAAGAACUCUACACCAACCUCUCUAA
Heterostelium album PN500 is the source of this 513-nucleotide messenger RNA. RefSeq lists its product as uncharacterized. The record is from RefSeq and is a predicted model, not a curated record. The transcript has 3 exons. Lineage: Eukaryota; Evosea; Eumycetozoa; Acytosteliales; Acytosteliaceae. The coding region runs from base 1 to 513 and encodes 170 amino acids.